Molecule: messenger RNA, 1983 nt
Organism: Yarrowia lipolytica CLIB122
Lineage: Eukaryota; Fungi; Ascomycota; Dipodascomycetes; Dipodascales
Molecular function (GO): flavin adenine dinucleotide binding; NADP binding; N,N-dimethylaniline monooxygenase activity
Source: RefSeq, a predicted model, not a curated record
AUGACUAUCUCCAAGCCUCCAUCGCCAAACAACCUCGACAAUGCCGGAAUCACCUCCUCCAGCCAGGCCGGUAGGGGACAUACCAACGUGACCGGCGUGGACAAAGAAGCCCUCUGGAACGAGUUUGACUUUCUCAAAAACCUCGAGCCUCCAAGUGAAUGGGCCGAAACCAUUCUCAACCGAGAGUACCACGGCCGACGGCCCGUCAAGGUGGUCAUUUCGGGCGCUGGGCUGUCUGGAAUCACCACCGGUAUCCUCAUCAACGGCAAAGUGGACGAUGUCGAUCUGACCAUCCUGGAGCGAAACGAAGAGGCCGGAGGAGUGUGGUUCAAGAACACUUACCCGGGCGUGCGAUGCGAUGUUCCCUCCCACUCGUACCAACUCUCCUUCGAUCCCAAAACAGACUGGAAGAGCGUCUAUGCCUACGGAGAAGACAUCAAAAAGUACUGGCAGAGUCGAGCUGAAAAGUACGGCAUCUCAGAUAAGAUCAAAACCCAACAGAACAUCCUCGAAGCUAAAUGGGACCAGGAGGACGGCCAAUGGCACAUUCUGGUAGAAGAUCUCACCAAACCCCAUCAGGAUCAGUACACAGUCAAGGCCGACUUCUUCAUCUCGUCCUCAGGAACCCUCAACCAGCCCAGAUACCCUCCCACACAGCCCGGAUACGACAAGUUCAAGGGCGAAAAGUUCCACCCAGUCAAUUGGCCCAAGGGACUUUCUCUUGAGGGCAAACGGGUGGCUUUGAUCGGAAAUGGAGCCACUGGUGUACAGCUCCUCCCCCAGAUCGCACUCCAGGCUGCUCAUGUUGAUCACUACACCAAACGAGGUGUUUGGAUCGGCCAUUCUCUAUAUGGAUCUCGAGUUCCUGGAUACGUGGAUUACACGCAGGAAGAGAUUGACGAGAUUCAACAGUCUUCCGAGUACCACAAGUUCCGAAAACAGCUGGACGAGGCUCUUUUGGGUAACUACGGCGGCUCCUUCUUUGGAACAGAAUCCUAUAAGGGCCUCAUAAAGGAGCUACUGGCAAUCAUGUUUAUUCGAGUGGGUAAGGACCUGGAGCUGUUCAAGAAGGUGGUACCUAAUUACCCCCCUGGAGCCCGACGUCUUCUUCCUGCUCCCGGAUAUCUCGAGGCUCUGACUCGAGAAAAUGUUUCUUAUCAUCUUGGAGACAUUCAGGAGUUUACUGAAAAGGGUAUCAUUGGUCCUGAUGGCGUAGAACGAGAAGUUGAUGUCAUUAUUGCCUCUACUGGCUAUGUUCGAGAUGAUGGAGCUGGAGUGACCCCCAACUACGAAAUCUACGGCCAGGAAGGAUACACUCUUCGCCAGCAUUUCAACCCUCCCGAAUCCAAGCUUGGAUAUUCCGCGUGCUACCUUGGACUGGCAGCUCCUCACUUUCCCAACUUCUUCUACACACUGUCCGUCAACUCUUACAUUUACUGUGGAACAGCUCCGUUUGGAGUCGAGUUGCAGGCCACAUACAUCGCCAAGGCUAUUCGAAAGGCCCAGCUGGAAGACAUCAAGUCGCUUGUUCCCUCGGUGCGAGCCUCUGUGCUCUUCAACCGACGAAUCAAUGAGUUCUCCAAGACGUCAUGUGUGUGUCGAGGCAUUGAUGGAUACUACACUGAGCGAGACACUGAGGGCAAUGUGCGUCUCAAGGGUUCUUGGCCCGGAACCAUGACCCAUGCUCUGAGUAUGCUGCGAGAGCCUCGAUGGGAAGAUUACGACUACGAGUACCUCAAUCCUGAUGAUCCCUUCUCGUACUUUGGAUCUGGAAAGACGUGGAUUGAUGACCAUGAUGGAGACAAGACUUUCUACCUCACCGAGCCCGGUAAGGUGUCUGUUCGUAACGUCCAUGAGGGCUGGGUGUCAUUGUCUCGGCAUCAUGCCCCCAACUGUUCUCACAAUGCUGACGAACAUAUUGAAGAUGGACCCAAGGCCAAUGGGCAUGUUAAUGGUCUCAAAUCGAAGGUUAAUGGGGUCUAG